CCCACGUCGACUCUUUUUGGCGGCUACGUCGAGCGUCUUUGAGAGCACAGCUGUCUGCGCUCCCACAGCUGCAUUUCAUGCAAAGUUCUACCUGCCCGUUUCACGAUGAGCUGUGCGGCCCUGCCAAAGGAGAGCACCAUGGCAGAUCCGCCUGUGCUUUCUUCUGAAUGUCGAUGUGGCAGCUUCAGUGGUUGUCGAUCCGCCAGAUCGAGCUGCACUUUUUGACGGAGCGGAAAAGUUCACCAUGCACAUCGCUCCAAAUGCGACACCUUGCACCAUGCUGCCCCAUGAUCGGAGCGCUUGAGCUCCAGUCCAGAAUACAGACUUGUCACUGACUGCAGGACUACUCUGGUCUGCCAUUGAUCCAAAGUCUCGCACUUCAGCGAUCUCGAUUCUCAUACAUGUUCCAUUCCACAUUCUCAUUCCUCGCAUUCUACAAUCAACCGAUUGAGCAACUCCUUCGCAAAUUUCUCCCCACUGCCUGUUCAAUUCAUCCCAUACUUCUUACGCAAGUAACCUGUGACUAAGCUCAAGUCGCAGAAAUGGCCUCUGCUGCUAUGAUGACUAGCUCAGCCCUGUCCUCCGCUGCUUUUAGGAGCAGCACGAUUGCCUCCACCUCUGGGCGCAGCACCUUUGUUGGCAAUGCUCUGCCCGCUCUUCCCGUCAGGAGCUCCAGGAGGGCUGGCGUCAGGAUGAUGGCCAACAAGGCAGACACCCCCCUGCCCGACACCAAGAAGGAUGUUGACCCCAAGAACAACGAGCGCCUCCUGGUGUUCGAGGAGACCCCCGCUGCCGAGUUCUUCCGCCCUGAGGAGGAGAGGCGUCCCGAGACUGGUGACAAGUCUCCUGUUGCCAUCUUCAAGUUCGAUGGACCCCUUCCCGAGCUGGUCAACUGCCGGUUGGCAAUGAUUGGCAUGGCCGCUGCUUUCGGAACUGAGCUGGCCACUGGCAUGAGCGUGUAUGAGCAGGUCACCAAGGGCAACGGUGCAUUCUGGUUCCUGGCUGUAUCCCAGCUGUUUGUGUGGGCUAGUCUGGUCCCCAUUUUCAAGGGCGAGUCCAGCGACGCCCGUAAGUUCGGCCCCUUCACCGCCCGCGCUGAGAGGUGGAACGGCCGUCUCGCCAUGUUGGGCGCUGUCAUUCUCCUGGUCGUGGAGGGCGUGAAGGGCGGGCCUAUCUUGUUCUAAUUACUUACCAGCUGAAACAGUAAUUGAAAAAGGGCGAAAGAACUGUUUGAUGUGAAUAUCAGUGUUGCAUAGCAUAGAUAUGUUACCGCACGCACAGGAACAGUUGUGUAGAACAGCUAGAUAGACAAACAAAUUUUUAACUACUGCUCAUUGUUGCAAUGAAGUGAAGUUGACCGUUCACAUUCUUGCAUUCACCACCACUUAUCUAUCAUUUCCACACCCUUACAAAAUCCUCGCGAC
Klebsormidium nitens is the source of this 1424-nucleotide messenger RNA. The record is from the annotation of a GenBank genome assembly. NCBI's taxonomy places the organism in Eukaryota, Viridiplantae, Streptophyta, Klebsormidiophyceae, Klebsormidiales, Klebsormidiaceae.